Messenger RNA from Miscanthus lutarioriparius, 378 nucleotides. The record is from the annotation of a GenBank genome assembly. NCBI's taxonomy places the organism in Eukaryota, Viridiplantae, Streptophyta, Magnoliopsida, Poales, Poaceae.
AUGGGAAGACAAGCCCACGAAGUAGCCAUCCGAGGUCUCUCCCCACCCUGCGGCCGCACUUGCUCGAUCGCCGGCGCCGACGCCGCCCGCUUCGCUGCUUUAGCUCGCCUUGAAGCUCUUGAGAGCGACAAUGCCGGUGUUGAGGUGGUAGAUCUUAAUGAUGAUGAGUACGGAUCCACGGAUGAGGAAGACCCUGUCCUUAUGCAAAAGAAGCAGUCAAAGAUUAUGAAACGCAAGACAAGGCAAGGGAAAGCUUUGGAGAAAAAGGCGGCAAGUAUUCAUGGAUGUCUUACAAGAAGUUACUUAAAUACAUUUUCACUCUGGAACUAUGAGAGACAAAUCUGGAAUCCCUUCCUCCUCAUGUCCCAACAUAUUUGA